Messenger RNA from Miscanthus lutarioriparius, 1254 nucleotides. The record is from the annotation of a GenBank genome assembly. Lineage: Eukaryota; Viridiplantae; Streptophyta; Magnoliopsida; Poales; Poaceae.
AUGGUUGCCAAGGUCGAGCCUCUUGUUAGCAUGGGUCAGAUAACUAAAGCUACCUGCCCGAUGAAUCUUUCGCUCGCUGUGGCUCCUGAGUUUGAUGACCUUACCGUUGGUGGUCUGAUAAAUAAUUAUGGAAUUUCAGGGGGCCCUCACAUCUAUGGCCUCUUCUCUGACACGGUUGUCGCGAUGGAGGUUGUUCUUGCAGAUGGUCAGGUUGUGAGAGCUACCCAGGACAAUGAGGACUCUGACCUUUUCUAUGGCAUGCCAUGGUCCCAAGGCACAAUCGGACUCCUCGUUUCAGCUGAGAUCAAACUCAUUCCCAUCAAGGAAUACAUGAGGCUCACAUAUACUCCUGUCAGGGGGACCUUGAAGGAAAUCGCGGAGGCUUAUGCUGAUUCUUUCGUGUCAAGGGAUGGUGACCCUGCAAAGAUCCCUGACUUUGUACAAGGGAUGGUGUACUCAUCCUCAGAGGGUGUGAUGAUGACCGGUGUUUAUGCCUCGGAAGAGGAGGCAAAGAAGAAGGGCAACAAGAUCAACCGUGUAGGCUGUUGGUUUAAGCCCUGGUUCUACCAGUAUGCUGAGACGUUUCUGAAGAGGGGUGAGUUCGUGGAGUACAUUCCUACAAGGGAGUACUACCAUCGCCACACUAGAUCCCCGUAUUGGGAAGGCAAACUGAUCAUACCGUUCGGGGACCAGCUCUGGUUCAGAUCACCCAGGGUGAAGCUAUCAGGAACUACUAACCAUGACAACCACGUGAUCCAAGACGUGCUGGUGCCGCUUCACAAAGUCAGCGACGCUCUUGAGUUUGCUCACCGUGAACUGGAGGUUUACCCAGUGUGGCUGUGCCCGCAUCGGCUGUACAAGCUUCCCGUGAAGACGAUGGUGCACCCGGAACCAGGAUUUGAGCAGCAUCGCAGGAAAGCCCAAAUGUUCACCGACGUCGGCUUCUACUACGCUCCUGCCUCUGCCUCUGUUCUACGGGGUGAGGAGUUCAACGGUGCCGAAGCCGUGUGUAGGCUGGAGCAGUGGCUCAUUAGGAACCACGGGUACCAGGCGCAGUAUGCGGUGUCUGAGCUGAGCGAGGACUUCUGGAGAAUGUUUGAUCCCUCUCACUACGAGCACUGCCGCCGCAAGUACGGCGCUGUAGGGACCUUCAUGAGCGCCCACUACAAGUCCAAGAAAGGCAGAAAGAGCGAGGAGGAGGUGCUCGAAGCUGAAGCUGCCAUCCUAGAAGCUGCUGAUGCUGAUGCGGAGUGA